AUGGAAUCAAUCUCUAUGAUGGGAAGUCCUAAGAACCUCAACGAAACUUUUCUACCAAAUGUUGCCAAUGGCAUCAAGGAUGCCAGUAAGAUCACAAUAGGCAUCAUUGGAAGUGGAGACUUUGCUAAGUCACUGACAAUUAGGCUUAUCAGAUGCGGGUACCACGUGGUUGUAGGAAGCAGAAACCCUAAACUUGCUGCUGAGUUCUUUCCCCAUGUGGUUGAUGUCACUCACCAUGAAGAUGCAGUAGCAAAAACAAACAUCAUUUUUGUAGCCAUACACAGAGAACAUUACGCCUCUUUGUGGGACCUCAAACAUUUACUCGCUGGUAAAAUUCUGAUUGAUGUCAGCAAUAAUACAAGAGUAGACCAAUAUCCGGACUCCAAUGCAGAGUAUUUGGCAUCACUUUUCCCAGAUUCCCUGAUUGUCAAAGGAUUCAAUGUUGUUUCAGCUUGGUCACUGCAGUUAGGACCAAAGGAUGCCAGCAGACAGGUCUAUAUAUGCAGUAACAAUGUUCAGGCUCGCCAUCAAGUUAUUGAGCUUGCCCGUCAGCUCAGUUUUAUUCCUAUUGAUUUGGGGGCAUUGUCAUCUUCAAGGGAGAUUGAAAACUUACCUCUGCGACUGUUCACACUGUGGAAGGGGCCUGUAGUGAUUGCCAUUAGCCUGGCAACAUUUUUCUUCAUCUAUUCCUUCGUCAGAGAUGUAAUCCAUCCAUACGUGAGAAAUCAGCAGGGUGACUUUUACAAGAUCCCCAUUGAGAUCGUGAACAAGACUCUACCAAUUGUUGCUAUAACUUUACUUUCUCUAGUGUAUUUAUCAGGACUUAUUGCAGCUGCUUACCAGCUUUACUAUGGUACUAAGUACAGGCGAUUUCCACCUUGGCUGGACAACUGGCUCCAGUGUCGAAAGCAGCUUGGACUGCUCAGUUUUUUCUUUGCAACAGUGCAUGUGGCAUACAGCCUCUGCUUACCUAUGAGGAGAUCGGAACGAUACUUGUUCCUCAAUAUGGCAUAUCAACAGGUUCAUGCAAAUGUUGAAAAUUCUUGGAAUGAGGAAGAAGUGUGGCGAAUUGAAAUGUAUAUCUCCUUUGGAAUAAUGAGUCUUGGAUUGCUUUCUUUGCUGGCAGUAACUUCCAUCCCUUCAGUAAACAGUGCCUUAAACUGGAGGGAGUUCAGUUUUAUUCAGUCUACACUUGGAUACAUUGCUCUGCUCAUAAGUACUUUCCAUGUACUGAUUUAUGGAUGGAAAAGAGCUUUUGAAGAAGAGUAUUACAGAUUUUAUACACCACCAAAUUUUGUUCUUGCGCUUGUUCUGCCUUCCAUUGUAAUUCUUGGUAAGAUCAUUUUACUUUUGCCAUGUGUAAGUAGGAAACUGAGGAGAAUUAGAAGAGGAUGGGAGAAAAGCCAUGUUAUAGAAGAAGCAAGUGGGUCUGUUCCACAUCUCUCCCCAGAAAGGAUAACUGUGAUGUGAUGGUAGACUAAUAUUUGUUAGCACCAUUGUAGAUGUUUGGGUUUGGGUUUUUUUGUCAUAAACUUGUAUUUUUAGGAGUUUAGUUAAACUAUGAGUAAAGUCACUGUGGACUUGCUUGGCAUAUAGUACAAGCUCUCAACCAAACUAUGAGAAAUUUAUAACUAGAAGACUACUACUUCAAAUAACUACAAAAAUAUUUUUGUUUUGAAUUACAGAGGGCAGAUGAUUAUGA
Molecule: messenger RNA, 1702 nt
Organism: Gymnogyps californianus (California condor)
Lineage: Eukaryota; Metazoa; Chordata; Aves; Accipitriformes; Cathartidae
Gene: STEAP2
Product: STEAP2 metalloreductase
Exons: 4
Coding region: 1-1470 (489 amino acids)
Biological process (GO): copper ion import
Cellular component (GO): endosome; plasma membrane
Molecular function (GO): ferric-chelate reductase (NADPH) activity; cupric reductase (NADH) activity
Source: RefSeq, a predicted model, not a curated record